CCAUCUCCCCACCCUCUCCCCGCAGUGUACGCGGUCGCGGAGCGCUCGCUGCGCUGGGAGCCGCGGUGCCGGCAGCAGCUCCGCCACCUGCAGGACGGCGCCAGGAUCGAGGCGCGGCUCCCGCCCCGCCUGGAGGGCCAUUGGGUCUCCACCGGGUGUGAGGUGCGGCCAGGACCAGAGUUCCUCACCCGCUCCUACCUUUUCUACGCCAACCGCCUCUUCAAGGCCUUCCAGUUCUACUACUGGGACCCGUCCUGCCGUGAGCCCUCCUACUCGCUGGUCAUCAAGGGCAAGCUGCGGCUGCGCCAGGCCUCCUGGAUCACCCGCGGGGCCACCGAGGCUGACUACCACCUGCACAAGGUGGGCAUCGUUUUCCACAGCCAGAAGGCCAUGCGGGAGGUGGCCUCCCGCAUCAACCAAAGCUCGGGUGAGGGCUGCAGUGGUUUCCUGCCCCCGGGCCGUGCCUGGGCGCCCGGAGCCCUGUACGAACUGCUGAGCGCCAAAACCGAGCGUGACUGCACUGCGGCCCUGGGCUUCGCCAUGCACGAGCUGAGCCUGGUGCGGGUGGAGACGCACCACCAGCCCCUGCCAGGGCCGCAGCAGAGCGGCAGCAGCCUGGUGGAGGAGCUGUACCUGGGAGACAUCCAUACGGACUGGCUGGAGCGGCUGCACUACCGCCCGACGGGCUACCAGCGUCCGCUGCAGAGCGCUGUGCACCACACGCAUCCCUGCCCGGCCUGUGGGGCCAUCUACAGAGCUGACGAGCACCACCCGCCCAUCCUGCCUGCCCAGGUCGAGCUGCCGGUGCAGCUGAGCGGCAGCUGGGUGAGCACCCGCUGCGAGGUGCGCCCUGCCGUGCUCUUCCUCACUCGGUACUUCAUCUUCCACGGCAGCAACCACACCUGGCAGGGCUACUACUACCACUACUCCGACCCGCUCUGCAAGCAGCCCACUUUCACCAUUUACGCAUCUGGGCGUUACACCCAGGGCGUCCCCUCCUCCAAGGUGAAAGGGGGCAUGGAGCUGGCUUUCAAAGUCACACAAGCACGGGUGACGCCCAUGGAUCAGGUGACGGUGAUGAUGCUGAACUCCUCCGAACCGGGGAGCUGCGGGCUGGCGAGCUCCUGGAGUGCUGGCGUGGAGCAGGAUAUAACGCCAACCAACGGCUGCUUGGCUUUGGGCAUCAGGCUGCCCCACAUGGAGUAUGAGCUCUUCAGAACAGAGCACGACCCCAAGGAGCGCAGCCUGCUGUACAUCGGUGAGAGGCCCACGGAUGGAUCCAGCCCUGACCGCCCCGACAAACGGCCCACGUCCUACCAGGCACCCCUGGUUCAGUGUGCGGGUGCAUCAGAGGAGUUCCCUAACUACUAUAGUCUGAAAUAUGUGGGGAAAGAGGGUGCUAAUGGCAGCGAAGAACUAAAACCUUUGCCUGUGGCUCUCUUGCUGUUGAUAGCGCUGCAGGUGUUAAGAUGGGACUAGCUCUCUAUUCAGGUACAGCACAGAACCCAUAUAGUCUUGGUGCUAAUAUGAUUUUUGUAACUUCCAACUGAGCACAUCUGGAACCAGUUUUACUUAGACUUGGAAACGCUUUAAAAGAAAAAAAAGAAGGCAAAAAAACAAAGAACAGUGAAUGAAGCCAAGAAGAUGUGCCUGAUCACGUACUGCCUGAUGGCUUUGUUGCCUCAUCUCCCCUUGUCUUUGCAUACCAAUGUAAUGUAGUGACAUGGAUGCACUGCACAUUGCAGUAAGUACUUCAGCAAUAUGAGGGGAAAAAGAGCAACAUCAAUUGCAACUGAUGCUUUGAGCUUUUGGCACUGCUGAGAUUUAAUCAAGGGCUUAGUUCAGAUGUAAUUCAAACAUCCAGAGUGUCAGCUGCUGAGUUUUUUUGAGGUUAAGCUCCCUCCGCCAUAGUCCUUAUUGCUGCUUGUGCAAAUUUGAUCUGCAGCGUCCAUCAGCACCAGAUACAGUGUCAGCAAAUGCUCUCACUAAGGACACACCUAAUGAUGCCUCUCAGUUUAUAGAUGUUUUCUGCAGUUUUCACAUGUACUUACAUGUGCAGAUGCAGAGCAGCAACCCCAGAGCAUCACCUGACAGACUGCUCUGCCUGACUCUGGUCAUAAGAAAAGCUACAGCAAAUAGAAAGGGCUCCUGUGCAUAGCAGUGCCAACUCCCAGCAUUCUGUAGCUGCAGACACUGCAUCCUUGCUGCACUAUUUUGGCACUGCCAAUCGCAGCUCCCACUCACAGGCAGUGUGCAAUGCAGAAGAUCACUCAGGUCUUCUCAGGCUGUAUAUUUUCACUGUCUCCUAAGUGCACUGGCUGUUAAUCCAGCUGUCGUAUCAGUUGGACUGUCACUGCCAGCCCCGUUCACUUGAAGAUGGUUUAUAAAUCUACCUGCAGUGAACAAUGCGCUGAGGAGACGACUCUGAGCAGCACUGUCAGACUGUCCAGAGCUCUGCUGGCAAGAAGGAAAAAGUAAGAAAUUACAUCUCCUUUGCUGCAGCCAAGAAGCAUAUAACUCACCUGGGGAAGACCUCUUCCCAGUAGCUAAAUCCCCUCCAAAUAAGCCUAUAUAUCUUACAAAGGAUAUUUUUGUUAAACCAUCUAUGCAACAGCUACUUUCUUAAUGCUGUUUUUACAAACUUGCAGCUUUUACUUAAAUAAUUUAUGGGUUUUAUAGCAUCAAAGUACUUUUUGGGGGGAACUGUACAUUAAUAAUUCAGAUGAGAUGCUUAUUAAAUGCAUACCAUUGUGACAUAAAUGUUGUCAGCAUGUUCACAUGUUCCAGGCCCACGUAAGCAGCCACAUCUCUGAUGUGCACAGUGGCCAAACUCGGCUCGUCUGCCUUCAGUUCCAUCUGCGAUCCAUGGAGACUGCUCCAGGGUUUAGCUCAGCAGGCACAAUGCCUCCAUUCGUUGCCAAAGCUUGUUGUGCUUUGUUGCUUGCUGCUGCAUGGAGAUGUGUGGGCAAACAUUUGAAGAACUGAAGUCCCACCAUGAGGAACAGGGCUUUUGUCAACUUGGGACACCCUGGGAAGGUGCAAUGUAUGAUUGAAGCAUAGCAGCACUGCCUCUUAUUGAAGCUGCAUGAAAUUUUUUCCAUAGCAGAGCUGUUUGCCAUCACCAAUUAAUGCAACGUAGGAGUUUAUGAUACUCAAAACUGGAGAAAGAACCCAGCUCCCCCGCAGCAGCCGUGGUGCUCAGCACUGCUCAGCUCUGCAGCAGUGAGCACAGCCCUGCACAGCGCUUCAUACUUCGGAAAGGAAAAAAAGCCAUGGAAAUGCUAUCUGCAUAAAUAUUGCAACUUUUAUUGUUCUUUUCACAGUUUGGGGAGAAACAUUUCUAAAUUAUACAGUUAUUCUCUCAAGAAUUUGUGCCUUUUUUCCAAUCUGACAGUGAGUCUUGUUUUGCUCAUUUUGCUAAGAUCAAAGAGAGAGUGCUGUUUGGUAUUUUCUGUGCGUGAAGGUAGUCGUGCACUGUCAUCAAGACAUUUUCAGAUAAACUCAGCCAACCAGUUUUCUCUCUCGCUCUAUGGCCUUUCACACUCUGCUAGUAAUUUUGCUAAGUUUUGAAUCUCUUUUUGCAUCUAUCCCAAUUAUCCAGCUUCUCUCUCAACAUGCAAAUAUCCAAAUUGCAUCAAAAAUUCCCAUCUCAUAGCUGAGACAUACAGAAGUACAAUCACUGCCAGGGAUAAUUCAAAACAACACGACCUUUGUCAGUUUUUCACCCUGGGACUGCACUGGGAGCACAGGUGGAGCUCUCAUUCUCUGACUCUGGGCAUGGAGAUGUUCAUCACGUUACUGUUUUCUCAGUAGUGAUUUUAUGUAUAUUUUCACCAGUGAUUUGGAAGCACUGAAUUGUAUCAGAUCCCUGCAGAAGCCUUCUGUGAGCAUCCCCAUUUCCCUGCGGUUGCCUUGCAAGGACCACUUCUGAAACGUGUGAUUUUCACAGAACACCAGGCUUUGCUGGGAGUCCGGCUACACUCAACCCACAUUAAUCCCAAAGAAAAAAGAGAAAUAAAGACAGGAUGAAAUAAGUGACUUACACGAUGCUCCUCCAUUAGUGUUCAUCUCCUUUUUCAUCCCUUUCCCAGGGCUGACCAGCUAAGCAAGCACAUACCUGCUCACCCCAUAUUGCAUGCCACCCUCAUCAGCAGAGAUGGCCUCAGACAUCUCCCUUAGAAGUACUGACAGAAGUUUUAUAGACUGAAUUUAAAGAUGCUAACUUUGAAUGUUAAGCACCACUAAUGAAUGACAUCAGCUCUCCAGUUCUCCUAGCUCGUCACUAGCAGUUUCACCACCUGCAUCCAGAAACAACCCUUAUCUCCUGCCAAGAUUUCCUCGGUACCUCAGCUCUUCACCCCCCUCAACCCCCCCAAGCACUAAAGCCCAUACAUUUUUCUUUUCCUUUGGCUAUUGCUUUCCUUAUUAAUUUUCUACACUUCAUAACUCUUAUCCUUAGUGUUGACUGCUGUCAGUUUCCCUUUUUCUUGUUUUAUAUUACAUCUAUUUUCCCCCUCAUUCAUCACUGAAAUAGGAUGGGCUUUUUGCCAAAGUUGUUCUCUUCCUUAAUUGCCAAACUGUUGAGGUUGGGCCAUUUCCUACCUUUCUUAUAGAAAACUGCCAGUUCUAAUUCUGCUUGCCAUCUAAUUUCUUCUUCACCAGCAGAUUUAAUGCUAAUUUGCUGAGCUGUGCCCUUUGGAAGCACCACACAGGUUCCCUGGCAGCUUGCAGGCCUACACCUGAAUGCAGGGGGGAUCCCCCAGGGAGCACCAACUCCUGGUGCUCUGAUUCCUUUCUCAGCCAGCACAACCACAACAAAAGCAAAUACCUUCAUGCCUAACACUGUAUUAAAAUCGAGGACGUAACAAGCAUCAGAUCUGCCUUCUGAACUCUGUUCGACUCUGAAGUACACACGUGCCUUCUUGCUGUAGCUGUGAAGAAAAAGCAAGCUGAGGGCUGUUUGUACCAGCUGGAAGUCAGUGAUACAGCCACACGUGUCUCAAAGCCUUCCUCUGAACUUCUAAUAUAGUUAAAAUGAUGAAAAGUACUACCUCCAAAAACAGAAGAAAAAAAAAAAGCACAUUUCAAGCAUUCUGCAUACGCUUAGUAGCUUCCUGCUGUGCAUGUGAGCAUCAGUCUCACACAUCCAGCCCCACCAUUACUCAGAUGCAUGGCCUCUGUGAUGCUCUGCUCCUGGAGCAGCACACUGGUGUACAGCUGCCAACUCAGCCUUGGGUUGGAUCUGUUCAACAGUUCCAUUAGCAGGAACAAACUUUUUCCAGUGAUCCAUCCUCAUCCCGUGUUUAAAAUGCUUCACAAUGUUUUCUAAUUUGCCCCCCAAAACAACACACAAAGUUUUAAAACACUUCUGGGCAAAUCAUUAGCACUGAGUUAGUGCUUCAUCUGAUAACCAAUCCACACUGAAUCUAAAAGCUUCAUACUGACUAUGACCACACUGCACUGAGGCAGCAGAGGACAGAAAGGAGAUGGCUGACUGCACCCAGACACCAGGAGCAAACUAUCAGCAUGGCAGUGAAACACACAGCAGCUGCUGCUCCACCUGCAGCCUCACAGCAGAGUCAGCCCUGAUGUACAGGUGGGUUCCGUGUUGUGCCACAUUGAUUCCAGUGACCUUUCAAAAACCAAAUUAUAUAGAUCUUAAGAAGACUUAAGGUGAUGCAGUGCUGUUGCUGAACACCCUCUGAUCAGCCGCAGCCCAGUGCUGCAAUGGGCAUCAGAGCCACCUCCCACCCCCUCCAAGCAGCCAAACCCGCAGCUCAGCUCUGUCAUCUCCCAGCUCCUGACUUUGUAUGGCCUUAAUAAAGUCCUUCUAAAAGUAGCUGUGUAUGGAUAAUUACACGUGGGAGUUGUGCCAACCCAAACAUGAGGGAGUUCAGAAGGCUCUUCUGGUCUUGCGAGUUUCUCCACCGAAGAAAAAAAAUUGAUUAAAAAAAAGAAAAUAUGGCAAAACUGGGGACAGCACUUCCCUGCAGGCUGCUCCUCAGCUCUUCAUAGGCACUUCAAAAGCUUGAAAAAAAGUCACAGAAUUAGGAACUUAUUAAAUGAGAAUGAAGCGUACCAAUGGAGAAAUAUAAACAGAAAAGCCAGAUGUAUAAUGUCAACUCGUAAUAUGCAGGUUCAAUUAAUUCCUUAAUUCAUUUGUUUUCUUAUCUUCUUUUGCUUUGCCAUCUGGAAAAGGCCUUUCUCCAACGACAAAUUAUAGGAGAAAGAUUCAAAGUUCAAAAUCUGCUUCAGGGAAACGUAGCCUUGUUUCUUUACUCACAGACUUGAGAGAUUCAUGCAGAUGCUUCAGGACAAACCUGGGCCUGGACUUAGGGGGAAAAUAUCUCCAUGGGAGUUUAGGACACUUCUCAAACUUGUACUCUUCAAAGUAAAAACGUGAAAGCAGUUCUGUAAAAGGAAAUGAAGCCAUGGGAACAGCAGAGCCAAUGGUAGGUAUAUUGAAGUAAAAAUGCGUAUCAGAAUGUUUCAUGGAAGAGACUUCUGAACAGCUCUCACUUGUGUUGUUUCAAAGAAAAGCCUACAUUUAUCCAGUAAAAAAAAAUAAACUAAAAAUCAAUCAACUGAUAAAACAAAUUUUACAGUUAAGCAGGUUUGAGUAGCAGAAACACAACUACUUUGUCCUCGGAAGCUCAUCCAAACAAGAGGCAGCAGUACAAUGCUGUGUCCCUUCAGCAAAGUGAUUCAGAGCACAUGAGGCAGUUGGGGUAACAUAGAAAUUGCUGGUGGAUGUGGGCAAAGGAUCUGCACUGCCCUGCUUGAACAACAAACCCCUCUGUUUGUCUAACUGCCUCUGAUGGCUUACAGCAGCACUGCAGCCCAUUGUCAGCUCUUAAUGGAGCGAACCUGCAGAAGAGCCAGAUUUCAGCCUGCAGGAGCAGGCAGCCUCACUCAGUAGUUGCUUUUCUUUCUGAAAUGCCCACACACUGAUUUAUGUAUCUCCUCAACAGUAAAUCAGACUUGUAGAAAUGCAUCCAGUUACAAAGAAGAGUAACAUCCAGGUAUGGCAUGUAACUAAUCCCAGUCCUACACAGUCACCUUCUUUUUUCGUACUUGUUUCUGAAUAAUAACAACACACAAAAAAACCCUAAAAACAGAGAUGUGCACACUGCAACUCACCACCUGUCGUUUUUCAACCUGCUCACUUGAGGAUCUGAGUAAUGGGUGCUGACCCAUUUGCAAACAGAACUGAAAAGCAACUCUGAGCUGCUUCAUGCUGCUCAUGGUACUGCUGCACAGCACACACGAGGUCCAGAGGUCCUAUGUGCUCAUCCAUUCCAAACAGAGGGCUGUCUGGUUGUGAUUUUCCUCAGUUGCUUUAGAUAGAAAACAGAAUGUGAGAUAUGACACGAUGGGACAUAAGGUAAAGCAAAGUAAGGACAGCAUGAAGACCUCAGAAUUCCACAGGUCACUACUGCACCCAUGAAUGAAGGAGGUGUUCCAAUUAAAUGAUGAAAAUAACACUUUUUUUUUUUUUUUUUUUUUUAAGAGGGAUGACACAGAGAGAGCUUCUUGUAUUUGGUGAGUGCAAUGUCAAACACCGUAAGGCAUUAAAGAUCCCUUUUGUACCACAUCACCAUGUAAAUAUACUGACUGCUAAGACUAGGUCAUAACAAGAAUUGCAAGGUCACAAGUGCAGCAACUAGAAACCCUUUAUGGUUUAUUGGUGAGAAGAAAGUCUAGCAAUUUGUAAAGUGAAUUUCCAGCUUUAUCCCACUAACAGCAUUUCAGCAGAAAAAAAGUAACAUGGAAUACCAUCACCAAGCUUUUACAAUCCUAUACUUUUAGAAAAUUACAUUAUGAUACAUCAAUCCCUCUCAGCAUUACAUACGUAGUAUUAACUUAACUUUUUGGGCCCUACACAUACUUGACAAGAACCAGAACUGGGUGCCUGGCCUGCACACACAACUGCUGUUCAUGUGCAUUCACACUCCACAGCUGCAGUGCACAGUGACACCAUCACUCACACACAGAACGGUGCUGUAAGAUGGGAACAGCCACGUGAAAAGAGCAGAGAUCGUUUUCUCAUUCACUUCUCAGCAAACUUCAGCUCUUAGAUGUUUUAGAACUGUUUGCAGAGGCGCCCAAAUUGCACCGACAGCAGUGCCAGAGCUCCACAGGGAGAGCACUACCAAAGCAGCCUCUGCUGGCUCUUAGAAAAACUAACAGUAAAUGUAUCUUAAAAGAGCAGUAAGGACAAUGAGUAAAGAAUAACUUGUUUUCUACUACUGUGUAUCAACUACAGUUUCCUAGCAGCUGGUGCUGUGGAAGGACACCAGAUGAUAGUGUUAUCCAUGAGCUCUACACUUCAUACCUAACUUCCUAAGAUACACAAUGCCCUCCAGAAUAUCCACCUCCUGUGAAUACCAAACAAAAGCUCUCCUAGCAGCAGCAUCUAAAGGACGGUUUAUAAAAGCUGGAUUAUUUUUGCAGUAUCUCCACAGACUGGCCUUUAGGAACUCUGCAAGAAAAAAAUACCUUCAUUGUUCUUUCUGUUGCAUAUGAAAGAAAGGUCUGGCUAAAGGGCAGGUAACAAAGAUUCUACUGAGCAGUCAUUUUAAGUCCAGCAAAAGCAAAGCUACUGUCUAGGCUAUCAUCAAAAACUGUUAGGAAAGACCUCGAUUAUUACUUGUUAAAGCUGCCAAAGAUACAAAGUUAAUUUAAGAGUCCUGUUUAGGGCUGGAGGUGUGGCUCUGCCCCUCCUGCAGACUGAGUUGUUCUGGGUACAUCCUCAGCUUGCUCAGUCCUGCACAUCUCACCUCGCCUUUGUAAGGCAUCGAGCAGCAUACAGAACUCUUCUUUGUGGGACUUCUUUAUAAACCUGAGUGCAAACCACAAAGACAAACUUGCUCACAAUGACUGGAAGUUCCAAACCAUCAGCGUGGGUAUGGAACACCGCAAGGAGGAUGGACGUUCUGUGGUUCUGUGACUUUCUGCUUCAUUUGGAAGCUGCUGCACCAGCAGUGGUUGCCAACAGCAUGGAACAGCUGCCUGGAGUGCUCUUACAGACACACUCACAAGAGACGAUCAGCGUAAAGCUUUGAUUCUCUGCCCUGAAAAGGUUGCUUUUUUUUUUUUUUUUUAAAAUACUUUUUGAGGCUGUUUUUCAGGACUCUCAAAGCUAAUGCUAUAUAUUGUGAAGCAAAUUAGGAUUUCAGUUCUUCCAGUAACAUUUUUAGUAAACUCACAGCAUACACAGCCUCUUAAAAGAUACCGGGUAACUCAGCCUCCCUUCAGUGAAGAAGUUUCUCAAAUACAUUCUUUAAAGCCAACAAUUAUCUUUUUUUCAUUAUUUACAACCUCGUGUUUGUGAUAAGGCCCUCUCAACUGCUUCUGUAGACGUUUGCACUCAUCUGUACCUCUGUCUCAUCCCUCAGCCCAGUCUGUCACACUGCUUUCUUCUCCUGGCACACUGCUGCAGCCACACUUUAGCUCUUUUUCCUUCCAUCCUAAGCAGACAAGAAGGCAGUAACAUUUUAAAGUAACAAACCUCUCAUUUCUGUUGCUACUUCCAGAGCUGUGCUCCUAAGGGGCACACACCAAACAGUUUUUCAUCCCCCCAAAGCCAUUUUCUUAUUAAAUCUCACAGGAAGUUUCACUUUUUUGCACCUGAGAAAAAAUGGAACAAAUACCAAAGGCAAUGAUGGAGAAGAGCACAGCGGACAGCGGCUGCCCAAACACCCUUCUCAAGGAAUCUCAGGAGCAAAAAAGGAAUGGAAGAAGCCACAUUUUAAAGAUGUUUCUUAACCUUGAAUGGUGUUACAAAAACUUUGUCAGCAAUGGUUUCUGGGCAUGGGAUCUAAGAGUAUACAAGGGUUCACUUGCUCAGAAGCUAGUUCAUCUACUGAGGCCCAACACGUUAAAGCACAAAGAGUUUGAGUUUUAUAAGAAAAGAAACAAAAUUACCUUUGCUUCACGUUCGAUAUGUUAGUAAGCAUCUUAACCAAUGAAUCCAACUAAACUGAGAAAUGUGAAGUUAUGCAGCACCUCAGCAGUCAGCACGGUUCCUGUGGACAACACACACAGCACACCAGUAAAGGAUGCUCAGAGUGGGGCUGCUCACAUGGAUUUUAGAAUGAGGCAGGGAAAAGUCUUUCUGAAACAUGGCUACUGGUUUCCUUAUGCUAUAAACAAGCUAAGUUGACAGAUAAUGCUGUUCCCUCCCCGCCAAAACUAUCAGAGCAUGACAACAGUAACAAAAGAAACAUUAAUUUGGGGGCUUUAUUUAAUCUCUUUUUUCUUCUUUUUUUUUUUUUUUUCUUUUUUUAGAUGCUACAUCAUCAAACAGGAUUGGUCUUUUUACGGCAUAGGACUAGUUUACUACUAAUAUUUUUUCCCCUAGAUAGACUUAUUUACAUACAAAAACAGUUUCCUGACCACUGUUUCCCCAAUGCUCAGAUGAUCAAAACUCCCAACAAUUGUGUAGUGCCCAAAACUACAGGAGGCAGAAGAAUCUUGCAUCACUACAGCAGCAGAUUUUUAGUUCUAGUCACUGGCUUUAGAACAGGUGCCUUUUCAUACCAUAAAGCAUUAGUCAAUUUUGUGACAGGAAGGAAACAUGAGAUGAAAUACAUUAAA
Messenger RNA from Phasianus colchicus (ring-necked pheasant), 10599 nucleotides. RefSeq names its product APC down-regulated 1 like (gene APCDD1L). The record is from RefSeq and is a predicted model, not a curated record. Lineage: Eukaryota; Metazoa; Chordata; Aves; Galliformes; Phasianidae. Gene Ontology annotation, cellular component: plasma membrane. Gene Ontology annotation, molecular function: Wnt-protein binding. Gene Ontology annotation, biological process: negative regulation of Wnt signaling pathway.